Molecule: messenger RNA, 570 nt
Organism: Musca vetustissima
Lineage: Eukaryota; Metazoa; Arthropoda; Insecta; Diptera; Muscidae
Product: protein FAM98B-like
Exons: 1
Coding region: 1-570 (189 amino acids)
Source: RefSeq, a predicted model, not a curated record
AUGCUAUCAGUAAAAUUUAUUUUACUGAUGCUGAUGGCACAUUGUGCCUUCGCCAGGCCGAGUGAGGUGACAACUCAGGAGGUCGAUAUUAAAAAUCAGGAAUUUUCGGCUGAUGCAGAAUCGGAUACUACUGAGGUGAAAGAGGACUUUUCUGGAGUACGUCGUGCCCGACACUUUGGUGGACUGGGUGGUGUUGUUAUUGGUGUCGUACAACCCAUUGCCCCACCACCACCUCCUCCUCCACCACCGCCACCAGUAGUUACCACAAUUCCCGUGGUGGUACGAACUAUCCCGGUACAUGUACAUUAUGUAAGUGGUGGAUAUGGAGGUGGCGGUGGCGGUGGAGGUUGGGGUGGUUAUGGUGGUGGAGGAUAUGGCGGCGGAGGCUGGGGUGGAAGUGGUUAUGGUGGAGGCGGUUAUGGAGGUGGCGGAUAUGGCGGUGGCGGCUAUGGAGGUGGCGAUCAUGGCGGCGGAGGUUGGGGCGGUGGUAGUUAUGGUGCAGCUGCUUCAGCUUCGGCUUCCAGCUAUGGUGGUGCUGCAUCUGCUUCAGCCAGUGCAUUUGGAAAAUAA